AGAUUUGUGCAUUCAGUGUCAAAUUGUCAAUCACACAUUUUUUAUCCGUUUGCUGACUGAUUUUGGAAGAAGACAAAAUAGUCCUGGAGCUCAAAGAAGAGGCACCCGGCAUCACUUUGGCCUUGCCACUGAUUCAGGGUCAUGUUGGAUUGGGAUAAAUGUAAAGUCCGUUGCCUCACUAGCGGAAGCCAUGUGAGCUGCUAGGCCUAGGGUUGGCGUUGCGCUUGUUGCGAACACCUCGAGUACGUCGUUGAGUAAUCUGUUCGAGUAGGUUUGCGAGGCGAGCUGAGUCGCAUUGUCCGUGGAUAUAGCAGGUCCGGAAAUGGAGGAGAUUGUCGGAAAAUGUACUGGUGUGCCCACCAGCCGGUGGUUCCGGUUGGGUCCGUCCUGUGUCGGGCUCUACUGGCUGCUAGCACUUGCUUUGCACGGCAUCGGGCUAUCCUUCUCACGGCCCAUUCAUGUUGGCUACUUUGGAAUGGAAGAUAAUCUACUCUCCAGGGAGUAUUGGUCUGCAUUUGGUGUUGCACUGACAGAAGCAAAUAGAACUGCCCCUGAUGGCGUCUCGUAUUCAUUCUCACGUGUUUGGGCAUCGUCAAUCAACUCUACAAACUGCUCACUGAGCGCUGAGCAGCUAGUAAAUGACAAUGUGGAAGUGGUGGUAUCAACUGCUAACAGCUAUUGUACAGCGCAGGCAUUACCUCUGUUUGAAACUAAUGGCAUUGCAGUGUUAGCUGCCCUGGCAUCGUCAAGUUCAGUCUUGUCUCGAGCGAACGAUGGAGAUUUCCUUUUUCAACUAGCACCAUCAGAUCAGGUGCAGGGCCGGGCUAUUGCCGCUGUCAUGGAUUAUUACAACUGGACUUCGAUGAGUUCCAUAGCAGUCAACUCCUUUGGCAGCAGUGACAUCGUUACUGGAAUACGAAACACAACAACAGGCAGCCAACUGGCGUUUGGUGUUGAUCUUCACAUCCCAUCAAACGAAACAAAUAUCGAACUCAGUUUGGAGUCUGCCUUUUCCGAGGUAUAUGGCAUCGGCACUGGCAUUAACCUUCUGGACGUCAGCGAUGUUCCCAACAGCAACAUUGCUUUCACUGCUAUAUUUCGGGAGCCGCGUGUCACUGGUGAAGGAUGGCAAUGGAUAGCGUCGAGUCAGGCUGCAGUGGCAUUGGGGCAGACACCCAUUGGCAGCGGGGUGCGUCUGUACACGCAGGGAGCACUUGCCGUUGUUCCUAAAUAUGCUGACUUAUCGUCUGGCAUUUGGCAAAACUUCACGCAGAUACUUGCAUCAGAGCAUAUGUUUGCCAGCGGCCUGGCAACAUGUAGUAUACUUCCGGAUUCGAGGAUGAUAAAUCUGCCUUUCCGAGCACAGGUAGUCGAUAGUGUCUUGCUGAUACAGCAAGCUGUUGGCAUGCAGCUUAGUGCGAAUGCCACACAACUCCAGGCUGAUGCAAGUGUACGCAGGCGUGCCAUCCUCGAUCAGCUCUUGAGAAUCAACUCACCAGCACGUGGUAUCAUUGGUUCAGCAGGUCACCCUGUAUACUUCACCAGUGAUCGCAUGCCGGCUGUGACAAACCAGGAAGUCGUCAUCUUUGAUAGUAACGUUUGGCUGUCAAUUGGGUCCUGGACUGCCAGCUCCGGCUAUGUUCCCAAUCAGAACCAGACAUUCGUCUGGCCUGGCUUCAGCUCACAGAUCCCAACAGAAAUUGCGCCGGGAUAUCGUCCGCGGUUCAAGAUUGGCUUCCUGUAUUUGAGUAUCGAGGGUAACGACUCAUCCAACACACAGGACAAUGCCCUGGGUAGAGAAUACCUUUCGGCCUUCAAUGUCAGUGUGCGCCACAUAGAACAGAAUACAUCUGCACUAGUAUUAUUUGAUCCCUAUCCUAUGGCUGUGGAUACUGAUGAGGACUGUGCCGACGCAGCUCAGAAGCUGGCGGACAUGGGUGUACAUGUUGUGAUUGGCGGUUACCGGUCAAACUGCUCCAUUGCUGCAGCAACCGUUCUUGGUCGACAGGAUGUGAUGGUCGCUCAGGUCAGCUAUGGGUCUACUGUGGAGACACUGUCCAACACAGAUCUCUAUCCAUGGUUCCUUCGCGUUGUACCGCCUGACAGCUUCCAGGGAACAGCCAUAGCUGAGCUCGUCCAACGGUUUGGCUGGUCUAAGGUGGCACUGCUCUACACGGAGAAUAACAUCUACGCCGAAGGCUUGAGGUCUAGCUUUGAGCGUGCUGCGAACGGAACACUACUCAACAGCACACAGAUAACUGUUGUGAGGGCCAUGCCCAACAAUAUCAACACAAACGAGAAUGCGGAUCAGAUCAUUGAUGACGCACUGAACGAGAUCAUCAAACAAGACACACAGGUUGUUCUACUGGUUGUGUACAGUAGUCUAGCUGAGAGGAUUGUUCAGCGAGGAUCACGCUCAGGUGGACCCGAACCAGCUGAUGGCUGGAUCUGGGUGGGGACUGACAGUUCUACGGCUUUUGAGCCGCAAGCGGAAGAUGUCCGUGAUGCCGUAACGGGGAUGGUUGGAACCAGACCCAAAGGUGGUGAAGGUUAUGUCUUCCUGCAGCUGCUGAGCGAAUGGCUGCAGCUUAACCGCACAUACAACCCGGGGACCGUGUUCAAUAUUGCAGCCCAACCACAGCCCUACGUUCCUGAACUGUUUGAUGCCGUCAUGGCGGUAGAGCUUGCACUGUCGGACUUGGUCAACAGCAAGCGGGUGUCUCAGCUUACCCCGCUCCGUGAUGUGAGGAAUAAAGUGUUUAAUCAGUUGCUCUCCUAUAAUUCCGCUGAGCGAGGAUUUUUUGGCUCGAUCGGAUCGACAAUAUACUUCGAUUCCCAGAGAAACGGGCCUGCAGAAUAUGACAUAGUCAACUUUCAGGGAGGCCAGUGGCGGAAGGUUGGUGACUGGAUCCGUAGCAGAGCAGUGGGAUCAAGACUCAACCUGGAGCUCUUGACGGUGCUGCCUUCUGGGCAGAUUGCUACUGAACGAGAAUCACCUCCAACCUUUGAGGUCUUGUACGUGGAUCUGACCUCGGGUUCUGAUGAACAGCUUACUAAACAGCUGGGUCUGGUGAGACGUAUUGCUCUGCAGUACCUAGCAAACAAUCAGAGAACCUAUGCCGUGCGACUCAACGUAACCGUUUUAAUCCCGAAAGGAUCCACUGAGGACUGCGGCCGUAUCGUCUCUGAAAGCAUCAGAAAGCAAGCCAGCUAUUCCAACCGAUUUGGCUAUGUAGCAGUGAUGGGACUCAUUCAGUCCGCGUGUGCCAUCAGUGUAUCCAACACUCUCCAAGCUGAAGGCAUAAAGAUACCGCUGAUAUCGUUUGGAGCAACGUCCAGCGACUUAUCCAACAAGACAUCUCACCCAUACUUCUUUCGUACUUGUCCCGGGGAUAACAAUCAAGCUGACGUGGCACGUGAUCUGGUUGCCCGAUACAACUGGACGAAGAUUGGCAUCAUUGGUACAUCGGAUCCGUACGGGUCAGGUCUGGCGCGCUCUGUGUUCAAUGCCGUUCAGAGUUUGGGUAAUGUCCUGCCUGGCAAUCCCAUUCUCUUCGAGCCUGGUGCCAAGCUGUCGGUUGUGCAAGAGAAAAUCAAACAGUUGCGCAAUGGGAACACUGCAGUGAACUUUAUCAGCGCUUUCACGGACGAUACUCGCACCGUUCUCAGGGCAGCCGAAAUCAAUAACAUGUUAGGGCCAGGUUGGACAUGGCUGGGUGGUGAUGGUAUGACAGCAUUGCAAUUCAACUCCACCAAUCAAGUAUCUGUUCAGUCUCUCGUCGGAUCUUCCCUGAUAAUUGGCAAUGGCUCAGUGUUUGACUUCCUGUCAGAACGCUACACCGCACAAGCCGGUGUGCUCGGCAUCACGCCACGCAACAAUGUGGUCUUUCUCAGCGGACGGAGUGUGAGUGUGCCAUUGUUCGCCUCACAACUAUUUGACAGCGUCACGGUUUUAGCGUACAGUUUGUCACAGCUCUGGAACAGCAGUGCCAUAAUCAAUAUACAGUAUGACUCUGGAUCAGUAGAUCGCAACGCUUGGCUGACCACCACGCGCAUGGCUGUAGUCAGGCGAUUGAGAAACACCACCGACCCUCCUGUACUGUUGGGUGCGAUGGGUUUACCAGUAAUGUUCACUGCUGAGCAGGAUGGUCCAGCUGCUUACAAUGUUCUCAACUAUUUUGGAUCACAAUGGCAGGUUGUUGGUGAGCACGUCAAUAGGUCGCUGGUACGACAGCAAAACUCUACCAAUGUUCUGCUGACGAUAAGUAGAGAUAUUGUCUGGUCAGGUGGUGUGGUCACUCCUCAUGGAUCAGACCCACCCUCCGACCCUGGAUCGUCUAGCAGUCGCAACGAGAUCAUAGCGUUUGUUAUCAUUGGAGCUGUGCUAGCCUGUGGCGUUGGUUUAUUGCUUUUCCACGCGGUGCGCAAAACUAGAGGAACAGAGAGUAUGGCAACGUUCUCGCCUGUAAAUUGAUGAGCAAUUGAAUGAGAUCAUGAGAACAACGGUGUGAAUCCACUGGCAGCUGUGCUCCACACAUCUACUCCUGCUGUGGCAUGUCGUCCUGUAGCUCCCUGCCAUUCCUGGUAUUUGAAUCGGAACCCCGAGCCUAGUUGAGCUAGAAUGGAGAUGUACAUUUUACCAAUUAUUUGCAUACUACCAAUUAUUUGCUUUCUGCAUCACAAUUAAUCUGUGGUACUAUCCUAAAUUUUCUUCAUUGACGACGGACACCACAUACUGCUGGCCCAGUGAUGAAUGAAAUGAGUGGUUUUGCUGUCAUGAUUUUACCUGAGAUGCGAGCCAUUUUACGAAAUAUCCUGCCACAUUUCAGCUUAGAUAAUAUCCCAGAAAAACUUGAAUAGUUGAGAUGCUUCCGCUCUGCUGCCAUUAUUACCUUGAUUGGCCACCAUCCCCAUACCCGCUGCUGAUUUCUCUGGCAUUGCAUUGAUCACUGGUCUGGCAUAUAGCGCGUUGAUACACAACGGGGUAAGCUGCAAUUACUCAUCCUCAAAAAGACACUCAACACUACGAAACACUGAUCAAGGUGCGUAGUGUGUAGCAACGUAUAGCAAUGUGUAAUCUGCCAGCAAUUGCGGCACUGUUUUCUUUUGCAGAAAGAAUUUUAUAGCCAAAUUAUGGACAUCACAUAGAAAUUCUUCUUGAUCAACUGUUCUGCACAAUGGGCAAUUUUCAUUUUUCUAGAGCUAAGAGUGAAACAUUAGAUCUUAUUGGAAGACUCUUUAGUGGGACCUUCCAUUUUUGUUACUAAGGAUGUACAGCUUUCUGUA
Molecule: messenger RNA, 5286 nt
Organism: Sycon ciliatum
Lineage: Eukaryota; Metazoa; Porifera; Calcarea; Leucosolenida; Sycettidae
Exons: 39
Coding region: 323-4474 (1383 amino acids)
Biological process (GO): G protein-coupled glutamate receptor signaling pathway; regulation of synaptic transmission, glutamatergic
Cellular component (GO): plasma membrane
Molecular function (GO): adenylate cyclase inhibiting G protein-coupled glutamate receptor activity
Source: RefSeq, a predicted model, not a curated record